CAGCGCACCCCUAUUAUGAGUAAAAUAGGUGUUUAGUUUAAUCAUGUGUCUGCUGAAUUUCAUGUGGCGUGUUUUCCCUUAAAAUGAAUGUGUCCGAUGAGUGGCGCUCUUACUUUGUGAACAUUGUAAAUGCAGUUUCGUCUUCUAUUGGUGAGGAUGUUAUAUUUGACUCAAAUGUAGUUAUACGUCGCUUAGACACUGUAUUCGACAGUCUGUCGGAUAACGAUGGAAUCACUGAUCCAGCCUUGUUUAGCAUCCUUGACGUUUUUGGUGCUGGAUUCUACAAUAAAGAAGCCUUUUGCGCUUCAAUAAAAGAUUGUACUCAUUCUGUGAUGGACAAUUCAGGGCACAAUGCAUCUCUGGGUUUGUCUAAAUUACGGUAUCUCUGCACCGCUUGUUUACUGAACCCUAAUACAUCUGCCAUUAUCGCAUCUUCAGCUCCUGAUAUUACAUUGUCAGUCUGCAUGGAAUUGUUACAAUCAAACAGAAUAGACAGAGGUCUACUUUUAGAGCGCUUAAUAUUAUUUUGGCGACUGCGUCACGAUUUUCGUCUUCGUCGUUCAUCUAGGCUUAUUUUGUACAACAUCUCGAAGGAAGACGGUUUAAAUGACGCAAUAGCAGAAGAUUUAGCCAGUCGAGCACUCGUUUCUAAUGAUGCGCUUCAAUAUAAGCUUCGUCUAAUGCGUGAUAUAUCGUUAAUUUUAAUGUCAUUUGGGCGAAAUUUACCUGUUUGUGAAUUAGAGGACAGUUCUUUGCAAGCUAGUUCUCCGUCUGGUAGUUUUUGGAGCCAGGAAUGUAGCUUUGUGGAUAUUCAUAUAAACUUAGGUUCUACUUUGCAACCGUCCUUGUCUUUUAAUUUAUUAUCUAUUGGUCAGAGGACAUCAUAUAUGCGAUCGAUUGCCAACUUGUGUAAUAGUGAUUUUGUGGAGUUACCGUAUUCCUUAGAUGUCCUAUCGAGUAUGUUAUGCAAGGUUGAUGUUGGUAUAGGUUCGGUUAUAUCGGGUGAAAACUGCAAAGAAUAUUACAUACGUGAGUUGGCAACUCGUCUUGGUAUUCCAUCCGACUAUGUGAGCCGUAUAUACACUGACGAGACUACCGAUGUGAAAUCUUUAAUAGGAUACUGGGUUUGUAGUGACAAGGUGGGUGAAUUUAAGUUUAUUUAUGGCGUGUUAACUAGUGCCAUGCGCGAUGGUCGUUGGUUGAUUUUUGACGACAACAUAUCCGACAGCGUUGCUUGUUUAUUAUACAGCAUCUGUGAGAAUGGCAGUCUGUUGAUUCCGGAGUUGAAUGAGGUUGUUCACGCUUCCAGCACCUUUCACAUUUUCAUCACCACCAAGAAUGUAUCUAUGUUAAACGGGAAUUGUAAAUACUUGCCUGCAAUCAAUAUACCGCCACUGACUGAUUCUGAUUGUCGUUACAUCAUUUCAAAGCGUUGGCCCUCCGUUUCUCUGAUAUGUGACUUAUUGGUGUCUACAUUUUUUUCUUUAAAGGACCACUUAAGUAACCACCGGGGUUUCAACAUAUCGGAUUUAUUUAAGAUUGUGCAUCGCUUACUUGAAUGUGGCACAAGUUUUGAGGGUUACCUUUCAAGUGCCACCAAGGGGUCAAUUUUGGAAGCCUUCUAUGGUGUUCUCUUGGCAGGUAUUUCAUGCUCCAAUACGCGUGAUUCUGUUCUGAGUGAGAUUGGAGAAAGACUUGGUCUUUCUGGGUCAUCAUGCAGUGCGCUUUUACCGCUGAACCAAAUAAAAGAACGUGAUAAUACCAGUGUACACCUUAAGGUUCUGCACCAACUGAUGUCGUGUUACCUCUAUAAUGAACCUGUAUUAUUGGUUGGUGAGACCGGUACCGGUAAGACGGCUAUAGUUCAACAAUUCGCUAAGUUAACUGGUAAUGUUCUUAAGGUAUAUGUGUUUAGUGAUCAAUCCGAGGCUGAAGAUUUGAUUGGCGGUUUUUAUCCAGAUAACAUGGCUGAUGUUUGCAAAACGCUGUUUCAAAAGGCUAUUGAUAUUUUGUUACGUUGUUGUGUGAUAAAUGACAACUUACUAUGUUUUUUUGAGCACGUGUAUGAUCUUUUACACAAAGGAUUGCAUCGCAUGGUUUUACGCACUAUAUCAGCUUGUGCAUCUAAGUUGAGUUUGUUACUGACUGGUGAGAUUUCUAAUGAGCUAUCUACACUUCGUGGUGACUGCAACUUGCGUGGUGUAUGUGAGCCUAUGAGAAUAGAUUUGAACCUAUCACUUCUUCAGCAGCCUUUGGACUCUAUUUCUGAAGCAGGGGAGACCAUUUUACAAAAAUACGUAACAAUGCUAAAAUCAACCGGUGCACCACUUCAAUUUAAGUUUGAAGACGGUUUAUUGAUUCGUGCUAUGCAAGAAGGCUGGUGGAUUUUACUUGAUGAAAUCAAUUUGGCACCAUCAGAUCUCCUUCAGCGUUUUGUUGGUAUCCUUUCAAACAGACGUAGAACGUUUGAGUUGUAUGAGUGUGGCAGUCGUGUCAUUGAUAUACACGAAAACUUCCGUAUAUUUGCUUGUAUGAACCCUCCUACCAUUAGAAUGGGUGACGUAGUGACCUUCACGAGUGGUAAGAAGGAGUUGCCCUCGAAAUUUCGCAUGGAUAUGACUGAGAUUUUUGUUGAUGAAGUUAGCACUAUAGACGACAUUUCCAUUGUGAUUGGUUCUUAUAUAUCUGUGGAUGACCGUAGCAUCCCUAGUGCUGAUAUUGCUCAUUUUUAUUUGAAGGCAAUUGAACUAUGUCGUUCUGGUGCACUAGAGGACGGUUCAUACAAUUCGCCGACGUUCACUUUACGCAAUUUAGUGAGAUGCCUGUAUUACAUUCAGAAUGUAAUGCAGCGUAGUCACCGACCGGUUAGGAACGGUCACGAGGCAUUUGUUGAUGGUUUCUUAUCAUGUUUCGCUUCUUCUUUGGGUCCGGUAUCAUAUGCAAAAUUGGCAUCUUUGUUACCUACGAUACCGCGCGACCUAAGUUUACCUUUUGAGGAGAGUGUAAACUACGUUCGUGUUGAAGGUUAUUGGAUCAGAAGAGGUACUGAGCCUAUUGAACACCAAGGGCACUUCAUAGUUACUCCAAACAUUGCGAAGAAUCUCAAGCGUUUAUGCCGUAUCCUCAGUGGUUUGCGUGUUCCAGUGCUUUUAGAAGGCCCUACAGCAGCCGGUAAAACCUCGUUAGUACAGUACUUAUGUGCAAUUACUGGGCACAGGUGCGUGCGUAUAAACAACCAUGAGCAUACUGAUAUAUCAGAGUAUUUGGGCCAGUUUGUUUUUGAUGUUGCUUCGUCUAAGUUACGUUUCAAUUACGGUCCUAUAGUCACGGCUAUGAAGCAAGGCGACUGGGUCAUUCUUGACGAAUUGAAUUUAGCUCCAAGUCAGGUUCUUGAGGCCAUUAACCGCAUUUUGGAUGACAACCGUGAAAUUUACAUUCCGGAGACCGGUGAGACUAUAAAGUCACACCCUGAGUUUAUGAUUUUCGCUACUCAGAACCCUGCUAACAGCAUUUAUGGAGGCCGUAAGCAGUUGUCGAAGGCAUUUUGCAAUAGAUUUGUGCAACUUUAUAUUGAUUGUUUAGACUCUGUUGAUUUACAACAGGUACUUCACCAGCGUUGUUUAAUACCACUUUCUCGUGCUGAGAGGAUAGUUUCUACAUUUCAGGCUCUUCUUACAUGUCCCUUGAACUCCAUGGCUUUUGAGCGUCACAGUGUGAUGAUUACAUUGCGUGAUUUGAUACGUUGGGGGAACCGUGUUCGUGACAAUGAUGAGUGUUUGGCUUAUUACGGCUGGUGCGUGAUAGCCGAUAAGUUACGCGACCCCUUGGACAAGGAUAUUAUCCGGGACAUUUUGGAGCGCUGCUGCUUAUUGUCGAAUCCAAACAAGCCUAAAAAAUUGGUGGUUGACUACACGUCUGAUGCAUUCGUCAACAAAUUUAUGGCAUCUAGAGGGAUCACCAUAUAUGAGCUGUUUAAGAGGGAACGGUACCUUUGGUUUGAGGGAACUACUGACCGAUUGUUGGCUUUGCUUAUCGCUGCUAUUGAAAAGAGAGAACCUGUUCUCCUAGUGGGUGACACUGGCAUUGGGAAGACUACCGUAUGUCAACUUUUGGCCAGGCUUAAUAAUUGUGAGUUGGAAGUGCUAAACCUCAGUAAAAAUACUGAGGCUAGUGACUUCAUUGGAAGCUUCCGUCCGAUACGUGGUUUGAGGUCAUUCCAUGCUAACAUGUGCACUUUGGUUGACUACUUUGAGGAUGAUUUGCGUUGCCAUGAUUUGGUCACUUUCCUGCGUGAAUCCAUUUCGAUACCCAUUAGCCAAAUAGAUCGUGAUCGUAUGAUUGAAACGUUAAAUCACGUGAACAAGUUGUUAGAAGAUGACGUAAUUAUACCCAAUGUCACUGUUGACCGCGACGCCAAACGGCAGAAGAAGAAACCCUGUAAGCAAGAGUUGAUUAACAUAUGCACCAACCUUAUACGAUCUUUCUCCAAUGUGUUAUUUGAAUGGGUUGAUGGUCCACUGACCAGAUCAAUGGAAAAAGGUCAUUGGUUUCUCGCUGAUGAGAUUUCACUAGCUGAUGACGCGGUUUUGGAGAAGAUGAAUUCAGUUUUGGAAUCUGAAAGCACGUUGACUAUCCCUGAAGCUGGCGGGCGUAAUUUACGCGUUUUAAAAGCUCAUGAGCAAUUUAGGUUUUUGGCUACAAUGAAUCCCAGUGGCGACCAUGGUAAACGUGAACUCAGUCCUGCUUUAUUGAACCGCUUUACUGUGAUAUACAUCCCAACACCUGAAUUCGACAGCUGUGAUGCUAUACGUAGUGUAGUGGACAAAUACAUCAUUGGGGCUCCCGAUUGGAUUGCAUUUUCAAUGUCUGAUGUCGUUCGUCUUUACAAUGGUCGAUCUUCAUACCAGAAGUUGACUCUUCGUGAUAUAAUUAAAUGGGUUGAGUACAUGGGCAAAGACGUAUCACUAGAUUCGUUUUUACAUGGUGCGCAUGUGGUAUUCUUGGAUAAAUCCAUGCCAAAUGACUCCCCUAUAGUUUUGCGUGACGUUUUGGAGAUUGUUUGUAGUUAUGUGCCUGGUAUUGACGUUGAUGCCAUGUGUUCUACUUUUGGCGACAUUUCAUGGGUAAUAUCCGAACUAUCUCGGUGUGGCACUGCCGAUUCUCUACCGAGUUUUGCUUUGGGUUCUAAAAGCAGCUUAUCUAUGUUUGGAAAGAUAUUACGAGCUCUUAAGGUAGAUCGUCCAAUAUUACUUGAGGGUGAACCUGGUGUUGGCAAGACUGCCAGUAUAGGUGCGUUGGCUACCAUUUAUGACACUAAAUUAGUCCGUGUCAAUCUGUCUGAGCACACUGACAUUAUGGAUUUAUUUGGGUCUGACAUCCCAAGUGGUUCUGGCGACGCUUCAAGAUUUCGGUGGCAUAAUGGUCCAGUCCUCGAUGCUGCUAUUAAUGGUCACUGGGCCGUUCUUGACGAGUUGAAUUUGGCUAGUCAGCAGGUUCUCGAGGGUUUGAAUGCGUUGCUAGAUCACCGAAGGGAGACUUUUAUUCCAGAGCUGGAUCGUUUUAUUAAAUGCCAUGAUAAGUUCCGUUUGUUUGGUUGUCAAAACCCUGUUACCGGUGGUGGUGGGCGCAAGCAUUUGCCAAAAUCGUUUUUGAAUCGUUUCACUAUUUUACAUUACCCAAGUCUAGGCUUUGAUGACUACUGUGCUAUUUUACGUCAUAGGUAUCCAGGCCUUUCUGCUGAUACUAUACACCGUGUAGUACAGUUGUUAUUUGCUAUACGGUCUCUGGAUCAUACGAAUACAUGGGAUUGGAAUCUGCGUGAUUGCAUAAGGCUAUGUGAUGCUUUGAGUGCUGGUCCUAAUUUCGAUGAUUGCUUCCGGUUCAUAUUUAUGUCACGUUUAGAUUCCAAGAACUUAUAUGACGAGAUUUGGAAGUUGCUAGCAAUGUCGGUAACUUCUAACAUACCCAGUUUUGAUAUAUAUCGUGAUCAAUACCCAUCGCCUAUUUCUUACGGUCAUGGUACAGUGUGCAAUCUAUAUACUUAUGAGCCCAUUUGGAUGCAAUCACAUGAGCAGUUGAUUUACUUGGUUGCUAUGGGCACUCACUUGAACUUUCCAGUUCUACUUGUAGGUCCUAGUUUGAGUGGCAAGAAGAGUCUGGUUAAAAGCAUGGCUAGGUCACGUGGUCAGGUGCUUACUGAGAUAACCAUGUUGCCAUGUUUUGACACUGGUGAUCUAUUAGGUGGUUUCGAGCAGGUAUAUACUGAUUCAACGCCCAGUUUCCGUUGGGUUGAUAGUGCUUUGGUGCGCUCCAUUGAAUGUGGUACAUGGGUAUUGUUGAGUGGAAUUCACAAUACCAACCCUGCCAUACUUGAUCGUCUAAAUUCACUGCUUGAGUCUGGUGGUAGUUUUUCAUUGAAUGAAAGCGGUGAUUGCAACCGUGUAAUUCGUCCUCAUCCUAAUUUCCGCAUAUUCAUGACUGCUGAUAGUAGUUACGUUGGGAAGAUAUCUCGUGCUUUCCGUAAUCGGUGUUUGGAGAUCAAUAUGCGGAUGCCAUAUACUGCCAAUCACUGCCCAAUGGCAGCGUCCUUGUGCCCAUUUAUGGCUGAUAUCGUCGGAAGCAUUUCAGACACGUUGUCAAACCUGAUGGAAUUCUCGGGUACCACUAUAGACAUUUUCUUCAAGUGUUGCCAUUUGAUGGACGGCGCUCGUUUAGUACACAGCUUGUGUGGUCGAGAUUGGCACACUUGUGUUGGCAUGUCACUUUGUAGCUGCGUCAUUGGCGCUCACAUGGACCGACUGGGCCACGCAUAUCACGGGCUUUCUUUUUUGAAGCGCUGGAGCAUGAUCGACUUAGGAAUCUUUGAAAGUACUUUAGCCGCUUCACAAUUAUUCGUUCCGGAAGUGCAACCGCUGGUUACUGCCAUUCUGCAAUCAUGUUUACAGUGGUACCGAGAUAAUUCACAAGGACCAAUAUUUAUUGUAACCGACUUUUUAUCUCGUUGUUUAGAUUUCGAGAGCUGGUUACAGCGUGAUUGGUAUGCUGCUAAGCUUGAUAUAGGUAAAUCCGACCCCUGCCGCAUGUUAUGGUACCUUUUGAGAAGCGUUCCGGGAGAUUUCGAUAGCAGGAUGCGGCGUCUCCUGGAAGUGGGCUAUAUUUCCAACUUCAAGAUGUUACAACCAUGGUUGGAUCUCUGGAUGGAGAACAAUAAUUGCCGAUACGAUAUACACACGGCGUUGUAUAUGAUGGUUUCAGGCAGUAUGGAUACCAUAGUGCGUGCACUCGACAAUGUUGACGUCACUGCUAUGAUUGGAAACAUGCGGAUUGCAGUGUCAAAUGGAGCCUCUGUGAAGUCCACUUUGGAUAUUAUCCAGUUUUUGCACUAUCUACUGUAUGCCAAAGCAUCCGGGUCGACGAAGACUGUGGAGUACAUAUACAACAAGCUUUGCUUGACGCUAUCUGGCACUGCUGACUGCAACGUCUUUUUGGGUUACAGCACGCCGUUGUUUCGCAAUCGCAUUCUGGAUGAAGUAGGUCUAAUGUUUGAGCUCCAACGACUUGGCAUGGAUCGUAUAAUUCCAUGCGGGUAUGCCGAUAAGAGUAUUACUGCGGACGCUGUCUUAUCGUUUGUCGAUAGUUAUCUGGAUUCUGAACGUGACUUUCACUUGUCUAUUGAUAGAUUGCUGAAGUUGCCAAUGAAGGACAUUGAGAGCCCAAACACUGCAUUGACUUUCUUCUUUAAUCAGCGAGUGAGGUUUCUCGGAUGCUGGAUAUCUCACCAACACAUUAUGGGUGCAAUAUCUUCUAGUUUAUUCCAAAAGAUGCAUGAAUAUGCAAUGGGUCUUUUGAAUUUAUAUAUAGAGUUACAGUAUGAUUUGCCAGGUUCUACUUUGGCUGUCAUCACUGGGAUAUUGAUAUCACUUCGCAAGAUAUCUUUGGGAGCAGAGGAGCGUCUAUGCGUAUACUCUAUAAUGUUAGAUUCAUGGUCAGUUUUGAAUACGGAUGUCAGUGUUGAACUAGACCCACUAGAAUUCAUGACGAAUUUAGUCAAUGGUACUGUAACGACUAAAGUUGGUGACCGCGCUAGAGGCUUGUCAAAGAUUGACCCACUGACCAGUUUAAUGCAUUUCUGGGAUACCAUAUCAGUUGACAAUGGCAUGACUUCGUUGGAUCUAAACAUUAAGCGUAUUGAUUGCUUGCGUCGGAUGUUAUAUGAUUGCACUCCAGCACCGCAAUGGAGUCCUUUGUUUAUGGUUAUUCUAUUUGUUUCAUCUAUUGUAUCCCGCUCCUUGAACAUAGAUCAAGUGGUUUUAGAAGAUUUUACAAAGUCUCUGUAUUCUGCAAUAAUACGUGAAGAGCCAAUUGAAGUAGAUUUGGUCACUAUGUUUUCCAUUGAUUUGGGCAUUAACUGUGUUUUAGAUGCCACUGACUUUACUUCUGAAGCCACUAUUAAAUCAUUAUCAACGCUUUUAAUGCAUCAUUUGCGGGAACUCUGUUAUUGCGAUGAUCAAGGACGCCUUAGAUGGAUACCACAUUUGUGGCGUAUAGCUGGUCUGCUCCUAAUGUCGUCACUGACUAACAGCCAGGUAGUGAUAUCCGAACUCAGGGAACAGCUAGAGUACAAACACAUGCAACAAUUGCAGGAAAAUCUACAAACUCGUUUGGACACAUUUACAACAUUGGACACUCUUUCUGAUGGCGAUUGCUACAAUGGACAUCAAUAUAUCCGUGAUGAGCUCGGUGGUAUACAACUUGAUAAAUAUCCAAAGCCUUCUCUGCGAUAUUUCCACGGUGACCGGUCUUAUUCCGCACCCAUUGGGGAUAUUGAUACUGUUUCCCUGAUGCUGAAAAUGCGCUCAGACCUUAAUUCUGCUGUCCAGGGUGACCUUAGGGUAUCACAGGAUUUUACAUUAGGUUGCGAUAUCGAUUGCAUACAGAACUUUAGGAGGUACAUUAUCAGGGACUACAUCGUUAUUCCUGAGAUGCUGAUACCCAUUUUAAUAGGUCUAGGGUGUUUAUCAUUUGCGCUGGGACCUGGAAAGAGCCACUCUAUGAUCAGGAAGACAGAACAGAUGAACCGGGUAUCAAACAUGUGCUCCCAAUUCCCGCUAAACUGCUUGAAGCGUGUUAGCAAGGGUGAUCUAAUCUCACUCAGCGCGUUAAUUUAUGAUUCCAAGGGGUGCUAUGACAUUUAUUGCUACGUAAAGUGUUUAAUCGAUUCAGUUCGAGGCGACCUUUUGGUACCAGUAUACCUAGAACCCCUGAAGUAUUCCAUGCUUAUGCUGGCUGGUAUCUACUCUCGCUUGAAGGCUGAACGUUCAGACGGCCAGGCUAUGCGCAUGUCUUUACUACAGUCAUGUAUUGCCAUGGCUCAGCAAAAAGGUGAUGGCGUAUGUGACUUAUUCCCAUCCCAGCAGGAGAUAGUUCGUGCUAUAGUGCGUGACUGUGGCUCCAUUGAGGAGUUUGAAAGUCUAGAUGUCUAUGACGACGUAACUGUGGAUGAACCUGAGCAGAAUCGCGACUUGCGGCGCAUAACAGCGUGUUGCAAAGUGCUGACGAGGACCAUGAUAUCCGCAUCAGCAGGUGCCGUUGAUAUUGACCAGUUGAAUUACACCCAAAAUACAAGGCAAGUGAAUGCAGCGCUCUGCCUCGGUCUGGCCUGUGGUCUUGACACUUCUGCUAUUUCAGGGGUUGAUUAUACCACUUACAUUUUGGCUCAUAUGAUGGGCGCUUCUGAGGAGCACUUUGGAUACAAAAAUACCACGUCAUCGUUUUACAGAUCGGUGGAUAUUGAUUCAUGUUUGCGUGCGUGUGAGUUAAUGGAUCAGCUUGGAAACCGUGUAUCUUCGUUGUUAAAUGAAUUUGAAUCGCAACAGCAAUUGCUUGACGUUCGAUCGUUCCUCAAUUCCAUGUCCAAGCUUAAGUUGCACAAUGUAACUCAGGCGCUGUUAGUCACGCUUUUGGAGAAUUUAGUUGCACGGGUACACAAAUGGAAUUCCAUAUCACACAGUAUGAUCUCCCUACGUGAUAUAACUUCUGAAUUAGAACAAUUGGUGCUAGACCUACGCAAGCGUGAGCUGCAUGGUUGGUACUCUAUGAUUGAUGAGCGCCUAGAGCAUUUCCGUGAGGAUGCUUAUGGAUACCUGAUCCCUCUGAUUGAGAUGUGCAGUGGCAUGCACGAGUCGAAUGUACCGAUUUCACAGAGGGUAUCUACGAGUGUACAUGAACUCACGAAGUUUACACUGUCAGCUCCAGUAGCGCACUUCCAUCCCAUAUUGGACAUGAUACGUGCCGCUACACUAUUGUUUAAAGAUUCUACCAUAGAAGUUGAAAUUGCAAUGGGACGUGCAUUGCGAAAUACGCUAGGGUUUCUGGAGCUAUGGGCGUCGUCUGUUGGAGACAGUAUCGAGGCUUUAGCUAAGGAAGCACGAAGCGAGGUGGGCGAGUUAGUAAAGCGCAUAAACUGGUGUGGCACCGAUUACGUAUCUAUUAGCCUGUUGUUACAAAAACAGAAGUCGCAAAUGUCGUCAGCCAUGCGUAGAUUCCAGGAGGGUUUGUUACAACCGGUGCAGACGGUCAUUCCCAUUUCAUAUGAUCAAUGGGUUAAAGGUGACUUUGCAGGAAACAAUCUCUUGGCAGAUACGUUGGAUCCUGAAAAUGACAUGGAUAUUACCGGAGAAGAGUCGGACACUGAUGUAUGCGAUACUAGUAGGCUUAUAACCACAUUGGCCUCGAACAUCGAGUACAUCAACUCUAGGAAAACAGAUAUAUCUCGUAUCCAGAUUACUCGUAUAACUGGUGAAUUGGGUCGUAUGAUGCACGCUCAAGGUUACUCACCGUCGGUGGGUCAUAACCACAGCGACUGGCUAGACUGGCUUGACUUUGGCAUUGAUAUGCAGCCGCAUGGCUGUGAAGCAGUUAAACAGGCAACGGACUGUAUAUUUCGUUCUCUUCAUAUUAUACAUGAUCUGGAUGCCUUAUUUGCACGUGACAGCGACAAGUUGGACUCCUUUGGUCGCAAUGUCGACGUAAAUCUUUACGGCUACCUUGUUACUAUGCUGAGGGCAGUACAGAGCAAUGUAGUUGAAGACACCAGGCAGUAUACAUCAAGUGCAAUGUCGGGGAUGCGGACUAUGAUAGUAGCUGCCGGUAGCGUCUACCGCAUGGAUCGUUCAUCAUACCAUUCACUGAUAUCGCUACUGGAUGACGUUUAUGAGGCCUGUAUCCAAGGUCAUACCAAGCAUUUGUUGAAUGGUUCAAUAAGGUUUACGUCAGGAAAAGUGGGAUCUACGGCUAUGGCGUUAUGCGAGGAAUUGCCUGGCUUGCUUGUAACAACACAUGGAUUUAGGGUAUGGCUGCAAGGCACGCCUGAGUAUAUGCAAUUUAGAAUUGCCAAGCAGGAGGAAACGCUGCUUAUAUCAGGGGCGUGGUUGGAUAUUGUGCAGUCAUUCGCUAGUUCAGUUAGGAAGAGUCCUGGUUACUCAUCUUCGUUGCAUCACUUUUUUGCGGUUGCAUCUGAUCAAAUUGUUUCCAUCUGUUCCAGGGCUAUUCCGGAAAACGGUUUAAGUGCUGCCUAUACACCACUGGACACUAAAAACGGCGAUUUACCACUGGCAUGCGUCUAUUUGGCACAGCUUAUCAGCUGUAUAAGCCGGGUGGAACCUCCAGCAGAGGAACCUAAGCAGCAGGGCCAUGACCAGUGGUCUGCUGGCACUGGACUUGAGGAUGGCACGGGUGCCAAGAACGUAUCGGAAGAUGUAGAUCCCGACGAGGGGAUGUUUGACAACUUUGCAAAGCAACCUGGAGACACUGGCGAGGUUGGUGAAUCUAACCCGGGAGUGGAUAUAGACAUGGAGUUUGACGGUGACGUACUUGAUAUACAAGCGUCCAGGGAGUGUAGUGACAUUGAGGAGGAAAACAACCCCGGGAACAAUGAUGGUUACGAUGAUUUACAUAAAACCCAGCUGGAUACUGACCUCGUUGAUGAUGAGGGUCCUAUUGAAGACGCAGAUGAUAAGUUUGACAUUGAGGGCGUCUCUAUGGAAGGUGAUUUCGAUACCAUGCCAGAGAAUGAGAAACCGGAUGUUGACACUUCCGGCCAGGGGGACGAGUACAAUAGUGAGGUCAAUCAGCCUGAGCCUGGCCAGGCAAACGAUAUCGAGGAUGACAAGGGGAACGACGCAGACAUUGAUGAGAAUCUACUUGACUCAGAUCUUGAACCGGGAACCGAUAUGGAAGGCGACCAGGCAGUGGAUACCGAGAUGACAGAUAUGGAUCUAGAAGGCAACGACGAAGAAAAGUUUGGCGCUGAUGGAGAACCAAUCCAAGAGCCAGCUCCUGAACUGGACGAACAACAUCCCGAGGCUCAGCCGACAGAUGGCCGCAAACAGCGUGAAUAUGAAGAAACGCCCUAUGGGAUUGAAGGCCGUGGCAAUACUACCAUACACAAUGAGGACAAACCUGAUUCCUCUGGUGCUGGAUACGAGGAAAACUCCACGUCAGGAACGUAUUGGGGUGACGCUGCACGUACUCGAGGCGGUACUAUGCAGAGUUUUCUGGACACUAUUGAGCGUUUGGAAAACCCAUCGGAGAGCGCUAGCAACUCGUCCCUGGAGAUGACGAAUAUACUCGAUUCUGAGAAUCAUGGUGCCAACAGCAACCAUGCGAAAUCGAGUCUCAAUGAACUGGAUGACUCCAGUACACUUGAGGGCGUUUCAAUGUCAAUUGAUGGCCAGAUGUCACAGCAUAUAGACGAUGUACACAUGUCUAAUGAACCUCACGAAUCCAGUGGUCCCAUGGAAGUCAUGGAUCGGAUGGAUCAAUCGGGAGUAUCAUCUGAAUCGGUAGAGCGUAACAGCGCAACCAAGGCAGCCGAUGCUGGUGUAAGGGACACAGUCGAUUACAAUGACGCCGUGGACUCUACAAAAGACACAUCUUCCGUUUUUACUGGCGAUGUCAUGAGAGAUAUGUCAUGUCCUCAAGAUUUUGUGUCUCACAGUGGCGAUAGCCGAACUGUCAACGACCAGUCCAAUGCUUCAGCAAUAUGGCGGAAGUUUUGUGAGGAGUCCAUGGCAGUUUCAACGAGUUUAUGCGAGCAGAUGCGGAUGAUCCUGGAACCUACAUUAAGGUCAAGUCUCCAGGGCGAUUACAAAACAGGAAAGCGCAUAUCUAUUAAGAAGCUGAUGGCAUUUAUUGCGUCCAAUUACCAGCGUGAUAAGAUUUGGUUACGUCGGUCCAAGCCCAGCAAGCGCAACUACCGUGUAGUACUCGCCAUUGACAAUAGUCGAAGCAUGUCAGUUUCCAAUGCCGGGGUACUAGCUCUCAAAUCUUUUGCGUGUAUCUAUCAGGCUAUGUCGUUACUAGAAGUGGGAGAGUUAUCAGUUUGCAAGUUUGGAGGAAACGUGCCGGAGUUGUUGCUAGAUAUGGGUCGCGGUGAGGACCCAUCUCGUGUUAUUUCGGGCAUGACUUUCGACGAGGAAUCUCAUCAUUCCCACGAAACGGGCUUACCAGAACUAUUCAAGUACGUUCUGAGAUACCUGGACGGCCAGACCGAGCACAAAAAGAUAUUGGUCAUCAUAUCCGAUGGCAAGUUUAACAAGGAUAAGGCGCGACCCUGGAUCCAGGCAGCUAUCAGCAGCCAGGUGGUACCGCUUCUCGUUAUUUUGGACAGUACGACUUCCAACAACAAAUCCAUACUUCAGAUGAAGCAGGUGCGCGAGAUAGACGGGAAACUAUGUGUUGAGACCUUUUUGUCUAACUUCCCCUUUCCUUACUACGCAGUUAUACAGAAUCUCGAUCGCUUACCAACUAUUCUUAGCGACUUACUAAGGCAAUGGUUCGCGUUAUCGAACAAUGGUUGAGGGACGCGGGCGUCGUUUGGAUGCUACUGGGUGCACUCGCCUCCAGAGAAUAUAUCGCCUAGAAUAUCAUGGUUCAGUCGUAAAAUGCAGUU
Molecule: messenger RNA, 13951 nt
Organism: Babesia bovis T2Bo
Lineage: Eukaryota; Apicomplexa; Aconoidasida; Piroplasmida; Babesiidae
Product: ribosome maturation MDN1 superfamily protein
Exons: 6
Coding region: 84-13859 (4591 amino acids)
Biological process (GO): rRNA processing; ribosomal large subunit assembly
Cellular component (GO): preribosome, large subunit precursor; nucleus
Molecular function (GO): ATP hydrolysis activity; ATP binding
Source: RefSeq, a predicted model, not a curated record